Messenger RNA from Rubroshorea leprosula, 1116 nucleotides. NCBI's taxonomy places the organism in Eukaryota, Viridiplantae, Streptophyta, Magnoliopsida, Malvales, Dipterocarpaceae. The record is from the annotation of a GenBank genome assembly.
AGUGAAUUUAUCUCACCACCACAUUCUAUAGGUAAUGGUGUUGUUUCUAGAGAGGAGGCUUCAGGAGAUUUUGCCUUCAAUCAUAGAGACUCCAGAGGAUCUGGCUGAGAAAAGGUUGGGUUCUGGUGAUUCUGUAUGUACUUCAAUUGCUUCAGACCAGCAAAUCGUUGCAGUUGGUACCAGAAGAGGAAUUGUUGAGUUAUAUGACCUGGCAGAAUCAGCAUCACUUAUUCGUUAUGUUUCUUUAUCUGACUGGGGAUACACUGUGGAUGACCUUGGUGGUGUAUGUUGUAUUGCAUGGACACCUGAUGAUGCUGCUUUUGCAGUUGGGUGGAAGUUAAGAGGACUUACAGUUUGGUCUGUUUCUGGAUGUCGUUUGAUGUUGACAAUCCAUCAAAUUGGUUUGGGUUCUGUCUCUUCUCCAGUAGUUAAGCCAAGCCAGGAUUGUAAAUAUGAACCAUUGAUGGGUGGCACCUCUCUUAUGCAGUGGGAUGCAUUUGGAUAUAGGCUUUAUGCUAUUGAAGAAGGAUUCUUGGAAAGAAUUCUUUCAUUUUCUUUUGGAAACUGUUGCCUAAAUAGAGGUGUAUCAGGCACAACAUACAUUUGUCAAGUUAUUUAUGGUGAAGACAGGUUACUUGUUGUGCAGUCUGACGAUAAUGAUGAACUUAAAAUGCUACACCUAAACCUUCCAGUCUCCUACAUCUCCCAAAAUUGGCUGGUUCAACAUGUUGCAGCAAGCAAGGAUGGAAUGUAUUUAGCGGUUGCCAGUCUCCAUGGGUUGAUUUUAUAUGAUAUGCGGGUGAAGAAGUGGCAAGUAUUUGGAGAUAUCACUUAGGAGCAAAAGAUUCAGUGCAAGGGUUUACUAUGGUUUGGGAAGAUAGUUGUUAUUUGCAACUAUAUUGGUUCUUCUAACAUGUGAGUUCCAGUCUUUGUCUAUUGAGUACAUUUAAAAGGCUUGGCUUGUCUGGCCAAAGUUUUGGUUGGUGGAGUGAUCUGUGAACAGAUGUUAAAUGCGUAGGGCAUAGCUAGUUAGCUCCCAAGUCCUGGUAUGAGUUGCUUUUCUACCCAAGAUUUAAUCUUAAUCAGAGCUCACUACCAUAUCGGAAAUCAUUGCUG